Messenger RNA from Gossypium raimondii (Peruvian cotton), 658 nucleotides. RefSeq names its product protein SLE1. Bases 98 to 430 code for a protein of 110 amino acids. The transcript has 2 exons. NCBI's taxonomy places the organism in Eukaryota, Viridiplantae, Streptophyta, Magnoliopsida, Malvales, Malvaceae. The record is from RefSeq and is a predicted model, not a curated record. Gene Ontology annotation, biological process: response to abscisic acid. Gene Ontology annotation, cellular component: cytosol.
AGUUACGUGAAUUCACCUGUUGUAAGCUUGUCUCAGUAGUUUCCAAGUUCUUUUUACGAAAGAAGCAAAAGUAACCCCGAGAAGAGUGAAAGUGGCCAUGGCAUCGCAACAGGAAAGACAGGAACUUGACGCCAGGGCAAGGCAGGGAGAGACGGUUAUUCCCGGUGGAACUGGUGGGAAGAGUCUCGAAGCUCAAGAGCACCUUGCAGAAGGGAGGAGCCGUGGAGGUCAGACAAGGAAGGAGCAACUGGGGAGAGAAGGGUACCAGGAGCUGGGAAGCAAAGGAGGUCAGACAAGAAAGGAGCAGAUAGGGAGUGAGGGGUACCAGGAAAUGGGGCGAAAAGGUGGACUGAGUACCAUGGACAAGUCGGGAGGAGAGCGUGCAGCUGAGGAAGGAAUCGACAUUGACGAGUCCAAAUACAGAACUUGAUGCAAUAACCCCUUAAGUGCCUGCUGGCACUGUGUUUUGCUUAAGUCGAGAGUCUUGGAGUUUUGUGCAACUCUAGGUUGAUCGUAUCUUUUUUUGUAACCCCCCCUCCAUGUUUAGGUAGUUACUAAUGAUGGAGUGGCAUGGCAUAUGAGAGGUUUUCAGUUUGCAAGGUGCCUCUCUUCUUUCUGUAUGCUUUUUGACUAUGGAAUGAAAUGUGUUUUUGGUUGA